Messenger RNA from Metopolophium dirhodum (rose-grain aphid), 1662 nucleotides. RefSeq lists its product as uncharacterized. The transcript has a single exon. NCBI's taxonomy places the organism in Eukaryota, Metazoa, Arthropoda, Insecta, Hemiptera, Aphididae. The record is from RefSeq and is a predicted model, not a curated record. The coding region runs from base 1 to 1662 and encodes 553 amino acids.
AUGCCGGACCCUGAAGAUAAAGAAUCUAAAGAACAGGAGCGAGUAGACCGACGUCGAAUCAAAGCGACAUUUAAACGGGAUAGUGCUAUAGCAAGUAUUCGCGCGAUUCAUUCAUUGUCCGUGAAAGCAUCCACUAAUAGUGAUGUAGUUCCAAAAUUCUUAGUCGCCGCUCGCAGCUUAAAUAGCUUGUGGACGCAAUUUGAAUUGGAGGAUAGCAUGGCGCUUGAGUGUAUGAUCGCGUUGGGCACAUACGCGAAAUAUAGUGAAGUACUUCCGUCGGAAAUUCGUGCUCUUGUCGACGAAUCUAUUUCUGUUGCUGAAGCUUUAGCACCGACUGAGACUCCGGAUGCCGUUCCACCCAAAAUUCAACGGUCAUCACGUCUACCGGAAAUUCCAUUGCCGUCGUUUGACGGAGAAUUGUCAGGGUGGCCGGUUUUUCAUGAUCGUUUUACCGUACGUGUUGUGAAAGAUACCGAGCUUACAAAUAUAGAACGGUUCUAUUACCUCUUAGGGUGUCUUACCGGUAAAGCUCUUUAUGCCGUAAGAAACAUCCUGGUAUCUGAGAGCACCUAUGACCUUGCUUGGUCAACUUUGGUUGAGCGUUUUGACAAGCCAAGGCAGUUAGCGACAAUUAUCGUCGACAAACUUAUAACUGCCCCUGUCCAUUCACAAGAAACAGUAGAAAGUUUAAAAGAUUUUAUAAGUUUGUUUUCGGACCACGUGUCAGUGCUUAAAUCGUUGAAUAUUCCGCACCUCGGUGAAUUUCUCCUGUUCGCAUUGUCUGCGCGCUGUUUACCGUUGUUCACUCGCAAGGCAUUUGAAGAGACGAAUAAUGCUGAAUUUCCUGAGUUUUCGGAUAUUGCUGCAUACGUCAAGGCCCGUGUAUCGCUUCUGGAGGCAGUCCACUGUUCUAAUGUUCCAAAACAUCCUACUCACACUCAUAGUCAUUCGAAACCAGUUCCAACUAGGUUUGGAUCAAAAGGUUCGAAGGUUUCGUUGCUGUCUUCAAAGACUGAUGAUUCGGCCUCAUCAAAGUGUCUGUUCUGUUCGGGAAGCCAUGCAUCAGUCGCGUGUAAUGAGUUUUCAAAAAUGUCUCUGGAUGAGAGGUAUGACGUCGCCCGUAAGACUAGGAUCUGUUUUCGGUGUCUUAAUUCAACUCAUUGGUCUAAUCAUUGUAAAACAGCCAAACCGUGUACUAAGUGUUCUGGUCGUCAUCACACUUUAUUACACCCCGUAAGUAAGCCCUCGUCGUCUUCUGACUCGACUCCGGUUGUCACAGCGUCAACAACCUCUUCAAUUACGAACUCACUAAACAAAACAACUGUACUUUUGGGAACAGCCUUAGUUCACGUGCGUGAUCGCUCUGGUUAUAUGCAAUCUGUUCGAGUUCUUAUUGACUCUGCCUCUCAGAUCUCCGCCAUGUCCAUCGCCUAUGUGGAUCGUCUGGGACUAAAAAGAAGUAGAUGGACCGCACCGAUAACUGGCUUGACUGGCGUAUCGAUACCAGCAAUAUCAGGAAAAGUCGAUUGUUAUAUGACGCCCAGACAUACUACGGACCCAACAUUUUCCUUAACUGCUUGGGUCAUGCCAACUAUAGUUUCAAAUAUGCCAUCUCAACAUCUACCGAAGCUUAUCAAGGACAAGUAUUCCCAUCUUGCUUAA